CAAUCGAUGCAGAUAACAGUUGACUCGCACAUGGCACAUGGUGACAUUGGAAAGUUUAUAUAAUGAAUAUUAUAACUCGAACUGAUAUUUUAAAUAUUCACAGCUGCAGUGUUAUCACGUCAUUGUGCCGUGCGUUUACGUCCGGAAUAGCAGAUAAUGUAGAGAAGUUGGUGAAGAAGAAUAAAGUUGUCGUCUUUAUGAAAGGUGUCCCAGAAGAACCGAAAUGUGGAUUUAGCAAUGCUGUAGUUCAGAUUUUUAGAAUGCAUGGUGUAACUUAUGAUGCUCAUGAUGUCCUCAAAGACGAAGAAUUACGAAAAGGAGUGAAGGCAUUUUCAAAUUGGCCAACAAUCCCCCAAGUUUUUAUUGGGGGUGAAUUUGUAGGAGGCUGCGACAUCAUGUUGCAGAUGCACCAGAAUGGUGAUCUGGUAGAAGAGCUUCGUAAAGCAGGCAUCAGGUCAGCCUUGCUAGAUAAAGAAACUGAAGACACAAAGUGAUAUGAGUUUGACCAUCCUUAAAGUGCAGGACUAACACUUAGCAGUGAAAAUAUAUUCAUUUAUUUUACGUUUAAAGUACAAAACAAACUAAUGUAUAUUAUGUAUAAUGCGUAUCAUGUAAAUAAAACAUUUUGAUUUCAGUCA
Molecule: messenger RNA, 638 nt
Organism: Zootermopsis nevadensis
Lineage: Eukaryota; Metazoa; Arthropoda; Insecta; Blattodea; Termopsidae
Gene: Grx5
Product: Glutaredoxin 5
Cellular component (GO): mitochondrial matrix
Source: RefSeq, a predicted model, not a curated record